UCUCCAAGCUUCACUUAUUCUCUGUGCUACUAUUAAACCCCCAGUCGUCACAUUUUACAGACAAACUCGUCUUCUGAAAGAGAAAGAGAAGAAGAAGAAGAACAACAACAAAAACGCAACAUGGCUACCGCUGAUAAGCCAGUGAUGGUGGUUGGAAUCGACGACAGCGAACAGAGCCACUACGCUCUGGAGUGGAUUCUUGACCACUUCUUCGCUCCCUACGCUUCGAAUCCGCCGUUCAAGCUCGUCAUCGUCCACGCCAAGCCCACGCCCACCUCCGCCGUGGGUCUCGCCGGCCCUGGUGCGGCGGAGGUUUUGCCGUUUGUGGACACGGAUCUCAGGAGGAUCGCCGCACGAGUUGUAGAGAAGGCUAAGGAAAUUUGCGCCAGGAAAUCGGUAAAUGUGUUUCUUGCAGAGGUUGUAGAAGGAGAUGCUAGGAACGUUCUCUGCGAGGCUGUCGAUAAACACCAUGCAUCCGCCUUGGUUGUGGGUAGCCAUGGUUAUGGAGCUAUAAAGAGGGCGGUUUUGGGCAGUGUAAGUGACUAUUGUGCUCAUCAUGCUCACUGCUCCGUGAUGAUCGUGAAAAGGCCUAAAAUCAAACACUGAAGGCUUUCAAAUAAGCAAGACUAUUAUAGUCUAUAGAGCUUGAACUGGUGAAGAUGUGAUACAAUAAAUAAAAUUUGUAAUCCACAAUUUGAAAUGUUCUUAUCUUUAAGGUUUUAGCUGCUUGCUACAGACAGUGUACAUGUGUUUUACAUACAUGAACUCGCUUCUAUGUACACAAUAAAUUGAUGUUUGCGUAAGAAGAUCGACCGGUAAAUCGUGGUUUACAGGGAGGUCUUUUGCUAUGGAAAGCACACAGGUUAACAAC
Morus notabilis is the source of this 871-nucleotide messenger RNA. Its product is annotated as universal stress protein PHOS34. NCBI's taxonomy places the organism in Eukaryota, Viridiplantae, Streptophyta, Magnoliopsida, Rosales, Moraceae. The coding region runs from base 121 to 606 and encodes 161 amino acids. The record is from RefSeq and is a predicted model, not a curated record. The transcript has 4 exons.